Ziziphus jujuba (common jujube) is the source of this 2034-nucleotide messenger RNA. RefSeq names its product cytokinin dehydrogenase 3. The record is from RefSeq and is a predicted model, not a curated record. Gene Ontology annotation, biological process: cytokinin metabolic process. The transcript has 5 exons. Gene Ontology annotation, molecular function: FAD binding; cytokinin dehydrogenase activity. The coding region runs from base 165 to 1802 and encodes 545 amino acids. Lineage: Eukaryota; Viridiplantae; Streptophyta; Magnoliopsida; Rosales; Rhamnaceae.
UUCAUUAUCACCAACCCCACAAACUCUUUUGGCUUGCCUAAUCAGUUGUUUAGCCAAUUAAGUAACCUGCUUUUUUUUUUAUUUUUUAUUUUUGUUUCUCUUCAAUUCUGUGCUUUCAUCACUCUCUCUCUCUCUCUCAAUUACACAAACACACAACGGCACAUAUGGCUGAAAAUCAAAAUCCUCCAUUUCCAACAUAUUAUAUCAUGCAGCUGCUGGUGAUUAAUAUGUUAUUCUUUGUAAGCACCGUAGCCAAACCCAAUACACUCCCAUUCGAGCUUCAAACCCAGCUGCUGGAUGUGGGCUAUAAUAAGCUUCGUGAUGAUCCUGACUCCAUCAAAUUAGCAUCCACCGAUUACGGCCAUCUUGUUAGACAGAUUCCAGCAGCUGUUUUCUAUCCAUCCUCCCCAAACGACAUUGUGAGUCUCAUAAACUUGGCAAACAAUGUUUCAGUUCCUUUCAGCAUAGCUGCUAGAGGUCAGGGCCAUUCUGUUCGAGGACAGGCCAUGGCCCAUAACGGCGUCGUUGUCGACAUGAUGUCUCUUAGAAAGUUUCGAAAACACCGAGCCGGCGGCGGCGGCGGUGGCGGUGGUGACUCUGGUAUCGUCGUCUCCAGUGACCCUUCUCUUGGUUUCUACGCCGACGUUGGAGGAGAGCAGCUGUGGGUGGAUGUGUUGCAUGCCACACUAGAACAUGGACUUGCACCGGUCACCUGGACCGACUAUUUGCGGAUCACCGUCGGCGGAACGCUCUCUAACGCCGGCAUAAGCGGACAAACUUUCCGACAUGGUCCUCAGAUUAGCAAUGUAUAUGAAAUGGAUGUAAUCACUGGUAAAGGGGAAUUUGUGACUUGCUCACCGCAAAAGGAGUCCGAGCUAUUUUAUGCGGUUCUUGGAGGUCUAGGCCAGUUUGGGGUUAUAGUCAGAGCAAGAAUCGCCCUAGACCCUGCCCCAAAAAGGGUCAAAUGGGUACGGAUGCUUUACAAUGACUUCUCAGCGUUUACCAAAGACCAAGAGCGUUUAAUUUCAAUGAAUGGAAGGAGACAAAAUAAUGCACUGGACUAUUUAGAAGGUUCACUUCUAAUGAACCAGGGCACUACAGAAAAUUGGAGAUCUUCCUUUUUUCCACAAUCCGAUCAAUUAAGAAUACUUUCCCAAGUAAAUCAACACGAAAUCAUCUACUCCCUAGAAGUAGCCAAAUAUUAUGACGACCAAACCCAAAACACCUUGGACAAGGAGCUGCGGCUUUUAUUUAAAGGGUUGAACUAUAUGCCUGAAUUUAUGUUCGAGAAAGAUGUUACAUAUGUAGAAUUUCUAGAUAGAGUUCGCAGUGGAGAGCUAAAGCUUCAAUCACAAGGACUGUGGCAUGUUCCUCAUCCGUGGCUUAAUCUCUUUAUUCCCAAAACUAAUAUCUCGGAUUUCAAUUCGGGUGUCUUCAAGGAAAUUGUUCUAAAACGUAGUAUUACCACCGGACCCGUGCUUUUGUACCCAAUGAAUCGAAACAAAUGGGACGAUAGAAUGUCCGCGGUUAUACCGGAUGAAGAUGUUUUCUACACAGUUGGAUUUUUGCAUGCCAGCGGCUUUGAUGAUUGGGAGUUGUUUGAUAAACAAAACAAAGAGAUAUUGGAGUUUUGUGACAAUGCUGGUAUUAAGGUUAAGCAGUAUCUUCCCCAUCACAAAACACAGGAAGGGUGGAUAAACCAUUUUGGUUCCAAGUGGAAAACUUUUCGAGAGAGGAAAGCUCUGUUCGAUCCUAAGAAAAUACUAUCUCCAGGACAGAGAAUUUUCAAUGACCAGUACUGAAAUGGAUAUUUUGCCCUCUUUUUUUUUUUUUUUUUUUUUUUUUUUUUUUUUUUCCCUAAUUUUUUUAGCAUUAUGUGAUAAUGGUGUUUUAAUCAGUUUAGCUGUAAGGAUUAUUGGCUAGGCCUAAAAAAUUAUUAUGUAAAAAUAGGGUAACUGAAUGGCAGCAGAUGCCCUUGUGUUUCGCAUGUUAAUUUUUCUGUUUAUAUGAGGUAAACUUGUUCACACUUAAACG